This is a messenger RNA of Nematolebias whitei (Rio pearlfish), 2235 nucleotides long. RefSeq names its product protein phosphatase Slingshot homolog 3. Gene Ontology annotation, biological process: actin cytoskeleton organization; protein dephosphorylation; negative regulation of actin filament polymerization. The record is from RefSeq and is a predicted model, not a curated record. NCBI's taxonomy places the organism in Eukaryota, Metazoa, Chordata, Actinopteri, Cyprinodontiformes, Rivulidae. Gene Ontology annotation, cellular component: cytoplasm. The transcript has 17 exons. Gene Ontology annotation, molecular function: protein tyrosine/serine/threonine phosphatase activity; actin binding. The coding region runs from base 278 to 2161 and encodes 627 amino acids.
CGUGAACUGCGCCCGGUUUGAGGCAGCAGCAGCGGCGGGCCGCCGAGCUGUAAAUGGUGAAGUCCUCUCCCUCGACAGCAGCAGAGGGCGGAAUUAGGAGCUCGCAGUACGGAAGACAGACCAAGGCACCAACAAACAGGAAAUUAUAGUGGUGGACCCGGACUGGGAAGAAAAUAAAAACUAUCUCCAACGACUCACUGUUGGCAAAGGAACCUGCAGAACCUGUCUGGGCUUGCCAGAAUCCACCAGCUUAGUUGGAAGAGACCUGCACUGUGCAAUGGCUCUGUUGACCUUGCAUAGGCUCCCAUCCAUCUCCACCGAUCCCGAUGAAAGCCUCCAGAGAAGAGGGAGACUUCAAAAAAGAGAGAGCUUUGCUCUCGUAAAAGGGGCAGUUGUUCUGCUGGAAGAUGGCGAAAUCAACUGUUGCAGCGAGGACACGUCUUCCACAGCAACUUCUCCGGAGAAGAAAGACAUUGGAGCGUCGAACGCACGGCACAGACACCUCCGCGCCAUGUUUGAACAGCUGAGACCAGAAGAUACCAUCAAACUGGCGGUGCAGUUGGAGUCGGUCAGCCUGGUCAGAGUCAGGUAUCUGAUCGUCGUCUCCACGACCAGCAGCAAACAAGAAAGCAUUCUGCUGGGCGUCGAUUUCCCCAACGCAGACAGCAACCAGUGCACCAUUGGCCUGGUUCUGCCAAUAUGGAGCGACACACAAGUGUACCUGGACGGAGACGGUGGUUUUAGCGUGACGUCAGCAGAGGAAACCAGAAUUUUUAAGCCAGUUUCCAUGCAGACCAUGUGGUCCAUCCUCCAGGUGUUGCAUGGCUGCUGCGAGCGGGCGGUCAAAUCAGCUGUGAUCCCAGGCAGUGGGCUGGAGUGGUCCCAGCACUACCACCAGCACAUCGAGUCCGAUCGCCUUUGCCUGAACGAGUGGGAGGCCAUGAAUGACCUGGAGUCGGUCCGCAGGGACAGUAAUGGACAGAACUCCGCAGAUAGAGUUUCCAAUGAAAGACUCAUCAAAGAGCAUCUGAGGGACAUCAUGAGGACAGAAGACCUGGACAACCUCACGUCUAAAAUGGUGCACUCUGCUCUGGAGACCAGGAUUCGAAUUGAACUGAGACCCUACAAGGAGUACAUAGACAACGAGAUCCUGGUGACGAUGGCUCAGAUGGACAAGCCCUCCAAAAUAUUUGAUUACCUUUACCUGGGUUCGGAGUGGAAUGCAGCUAACUUUGAGGAAUUGCAGAAAAACAACGUCGGCUACAUUCUGAACGUCACAAGGGAAAUUGACAAUUUUUUCCCAGAAUCCUUCACUUACAUGAACGUCAGAGUGUACGAUGUGGAGUCCACCGACCUGCUGCCCCACUGGUCGGACACAUACAACUUUAUCAACACUGCGAGAAAAACCGGUCAGGCCGUGUUGGUGCACUGUAAGAUGGGAGUGUCUCGAUCUGCGUCCACGGUGAUCGCUUACGCCAUGAAGCAGCAGUGCUGGCCUCUGGACGUGGCGCUGGCCUACGUCAGAGACCGCCGGACCAUCAUCAAGCCCAACGAGGGCUUCAUGAAGCAGCUGCAGACCUACAGCGGCAUCCUGAGCGCCAGUCAGCAGCGUCACAGCGCACUCUGGAAGAGAAAGUCAAGAGACCACAGACAAAAGUCAGUGCAAAACGAAGAGGGGGUGUUCGACGGCACGCCACAGAAGAGAGACGAGGGAGAAGAAGAUGAGGGCGUUGACGAAGGCGAGGAUGAUGAUGACGAUGAUGAGAGUCCAGACGAAAAAGAUUCAGGCAGUCCAGAUGAGAAAAACGAUUCUGACGAAGACCACGAUGUGUUUGAAGAAGCGGUGCCCAUGGCUGACAGCAUCCAGCCUCCGAGCCAGACGGGACCAGCAGUCAGCCCCAUCAUCACCAUCAAUGAGCCAGACAAGGUUAUUCCGAGUCUGAAUCGCAGUGGCAGGAUGAACCUCUUCUCCCUCAUGCAGUCCAUUAGUGAACUGGAUGACGAGGACAAAGGGCUCGAACAGAUGCCUGGCAGCCCAAGACGCUCUCCAGGACAACGCAGGCGUAGCCAAGCACGACGGGGUCUUACCCACCAAAAAGCAUGUGUGGACGUUUCACCAGAACCGCGCUGCCUGGCAGACGCCGACACGAGCGAGCACUGAAGUGAACAAAGGGAAGGACAGGAGGGAAAAGGACUACAGAGGAAGUCCUGAAGGUGAAGACACCAGGACGACGC